CCCCACACACUGUGAAACACUCCCCACCGCUCACUCCGACGGGCCAGGCUGGGAGAUGGCAGAACGACCGUCAAAGUGAUCGGAAUCCUCACAGGCAAGCGGGACCAAUACCAGUUCUUCACCUCGUAUGUAGGGGUUCCAACUAUCUGACCUGCUUUUUUUUUUUAGGUGUGCGUCGUGUGAGUGCGAGCGUGCACACGUGCGUGCGUGCGUGAUUGUGUUGUGUUGUGUGAGUGUUUGUGUGUGUUUGCACUCACACGCUGCGACAAAAAGGGUGUGGAGCAUUAGUGUCUGAGCUCCUCGGAAAAAAGACGGAUUUGAUUCUUGUAUUUGCGCUGCGAGUUAUUUCACAACCGUUGCCGAGUCGUGCUUGGAGAAUUUCAAGUCUGACAAAGAAUUUCUUCGUCGUUUCAGGCUCACCUAUCAAGCAUGAAAAGCGCACACCAUUUUCUCCAUCUCUCCUGACGUCGACCACCACAAUGGUGCCUUCGGAGAGAGUUGACGCCAUAGAUAACCACAGCAGUGGUGCAAAUAUCAGUGGUGGUGGUGGUAGUGGUGGGGUCACCACCAACCACGUCAGCAGCAACACUAGCCACGACAACUCAAAUGUCGCCGGAGGCUGCCCAACCACGGUGGGUGGCAGCAACAACGGGAAUAGCGUUCAUUCCAGGACUCCGGACGUUGAACCCGGUGACCCCAAAGGACCGCCCACUCGCCAAGAGUGCUCAAAGCUGGUGUAUGGCCUGAGCCGAGAGGUGGCCGUCUACUGCUGCAUCAGCAUGAGUCUGGGAGGAGUCAGCGACUCCUACGUGCUCCGAGACGAGCUCAAGUCUACUGGCAACAAGACAUAUGAGCUUGCCCUACUAUGCAAACGUCGACUUAUGCCGCUGCUUAUGAGUAAACGUCUGAAGGACGAGGAACGUGAGGAUGUAGAGAGGUUGUACCGGAUCUUUGCAGGAUGUGUGGAAAUGUUACAGUCCGAGUUUGUCCGGGCCAUCACGCUGCAAGCCAUCUUCCCUCUUUGGGACUCGUCCACCUUGCUAAUACAAACCGGCAUCAGCGAGGGUCUUCUGCAUCGGAAGCUAUGCACAAACUUGGAAUCUUUGGACGUCACGGAUCUACAGAGGAAGAUGAUGGAUAGAGAGGAGGCCAUGAAUGUAGAGAAAAAAGUCGCCACGCUACAGGAGAUGCUGUACAGUACCAGUCAGCUGAUGGAUGUCCAGCCUUGGGACUGCAAGCCGGACACUGACCACACGAAGAUAGAUGUAGAGACAUCGGACGCUGAGCAAGAAGGUUCUGAUGUUGCAGAAGGCGAAACGCACGUGAACACCGGAAGUCCCAGACACCGGAAGUGCAUUUGGAUCCUGGUCCUGGUCCUUGGCUGCAUGGUGGUGGUGGCGGGGGUGCUGGGCCUGGCUCUCGCACUCAACAAGAGCGACUCCUCCGACGACUGACACCCUCCACACGCCCGUCUUUCCCCUCCCCAUGCAAUUACCCUUUUCACAGGCAUCCGGAUAGAGUAUUCUUGAAUUUCUGCUAUUUCGCACGGACAAUAUUGAUCAGUGUUAUAGUCUGCACGUCGAUGACCUAGGUCAAAUUUGAUUACUAGUGCAUGGAAGCCUAUAGAUCUCUAUGGAAAUGAUUAUUCUUUCUCUUAGUCUACAGAAAUACUUUAUUGGUGGCCACGCAUUUGUUGGUAUUGGAUGUUUGGUUAUUUAUCGGAUAGACAAAUAAAAACUCUUAAAUGGAUCUCAUGC
Molecule: messenger RNA, 1757 nt
Organism: Aplysia californica (California sea hare)
Lineage: Eukaryota; Metazoa; Mollusca; Gastropoda; Aplysiida; Aplysiidae
Product: regulator of G-protein signaling 9-binding protein
Exons: 8
Coding region: 480-1454 (324 amino acids)
Biological process (GO): G protein-coupled receptor signaling pathway
Cellular component (GO): neuron projection
Source: RefSeq, a predicted model, not a curated record